This is a messenger RNA of Oncorhynchus gorbuscha (pink salmon), 2159 nucleotides long. Its product is annotated as cell surface A33 antigen-like. The record is from RefSeq and is a predicted model, not a curated record. Gene Ontology annotation, cellular component: plasma membrane. The transcript is spliced from 7 exons. NCBI's taxonomy places the organism in Eukaryota, Metazoa, Chordata, Actinopteri, Salmoniformes, Salmonidae. The coding region runs from base 135 to 1685 and encodes 516 amino acids.
UAAUAAAUACACGCCAGGUGCCUGCAGUUUGGUUUACCUGAGUGAGGUGCGCUUGGAGCACCAAUAUUGGACAUUUGACACCUGAGAGGACUACAACACUAUUCCUGUGGGUGAUUGAAAAGGGGACAUCGACAAUGAUACUAUUUUUCAUACUUGCAGUUUUCUCCUCUGCUAGAGGCCUACAGGUGACCAUUGGACAACCUACAUAUGAGGUUGCGCGAGGCGAUGAUGUCACCCUGGUGUGUAGUUUCAUUCCUGCUGCACAACCCAACCCCUCCACGUUGGUCAUCAUCACAUGGUCCAUGGAGGCUGAUAGCCCUGUUGAUCCGAAGAUUGUUAUUGCCACAUUCUACUCUAUCAAAAAUCAAGUGGACAUCAAGCCUUCCUAUAAAGACCGAGCAGAGAUGACCCAUGACAUCACUGGAGGGCGGAGCACCCUGACCCUCCGCAAGGUGUCCAUGCAGGACAACAGGCUGUGGCAGUGCAGGGUGCAGAUCCCUGGAGACGAGGAGGGGACGCCUUCCACCACCACCGAACUAGUGGUCCUUGUGGCUCCCUCCGUGCCCGUCGUCAGCGUACAGGGCGAAGCAGAGUACUGGAACAACAUCAACCUGACCUGUGUGUCUGAGGAGGGCUCCCCCGCCCCGACCUACAGCUGGAAAACAAACGAUGUCAGGAACACUCCCAGAGUAUUCCCACCGAGGACCACUGAGAAGAAUGGUGUUCUAUCUCUGUUUAAUAUCUCCACGGAGACUUCCGGUUUCUUCAUCUGCACCGCGACCAACCAGGUCCGAUCUGCCAGCUCAAACUUCACCCUCACUGUCAUGCCCCCCUCCAUGAAGGUUGGGUCCACAGUAGCCAUCAUUGGAGGGGUCGUAGCUGGGGUCCUGGUCCUGGGGAUUGUCAUAUACUGCUGUAGGAAGAAGAGGAACAAAUCUAAACAGGAGAAUGUUCAAGGAGUUCCAGAAGUGGAGAAGUUCCAUGACACGCCGACACUCAACGUUGGGGCAGGUUACCGGGACGACAUACCGGAAGACAGGACUGAGGGGAGCAUCGUGCUGCAUGACCAAUACGAGAUGAAAGGGGAGAUGGAUCACGAUGACCAAAGUGUUAGAACAGAUUGCAGUGAUGGCCGUAAGGAGAAGUCUGAUGACAACCGCAACAACUAUGGAGAUCAGCGCGAUCGCUAUGGUGGCAGCCGCGAUCGCCUCGACGACCAGCGCGAUCGCUAUGGUGGCAGCCGCGAUCGCCUCGACGACCAGCGCGAUCGCUAUGGUGGCAGCCGCGAUCGCCUCGACGAUCAGCGUGUUCGAUAUGGUGGCAGUCGUGAUCGCCUUGACGACCCACCUGUUCGCUUUAGUGGCAGCCGCGAUCGCCUUGACGACCCACCUGUUCGCUAUGGUGGCAGCCGUGACCGCCUCGACGAUCCACCUGUUGUUCGCCAUGGUGGCAGCCGCGAUCGCCUUGACGACCCACCUGUUCGCUAUGGUGGCAGCCGUGACCGCCUUGAUGACCCGCCUGUUGUUCGCCAUGGUGGCAGCCGUGACCACCUUGAUGACCCGCCUGUUGUUCGCCAUGGUGGCAGCCGUGACCGCCUUGAUGACCCGCCUGUUCGCCAUGGUGGCAGCCGUGACCGCCUUAAUGACCAACAUGAUCGGUACAAUGACCAGUACGACGAAUCAUAAGAUGACCAACAUGUCCUAUUUCCAGGUUGUCCAAUGGAAUUACAGCCAUCCUCCUCAAUGCUAAUCUGCUGGUACAGGGAGCCUACUUCAGUAGUAUCCCAUGCUGGUGCACUACCCUAUAAUCUCCCCUUCGAUUCUAAUGCCUCACAAACAAUCAUCAUGUUACUCGAUUUCCAGGCUGUUGUUAACUGCCCAAGGAGCUCAGUGAUUUGGACAUUUACUCAAUCAAAAUAAUACCAGAUCUUGGUGCACUUGAUAACCGGAAUUUGGAAAAUACAAAAAUGUUUUUAUUUGAUAAACAAACUAGGCCUAGACUUGGUCUUGGUAUUUGAUGAGCAUCCCCAUUAACUGUUGCAAAAGCAGCAGCUACUCUUUCUGGAGUCCACAAGAACAGCUCAAUAGACAAGAACAGCUCAAUAGACAAGAACAGCUCAAUAAACAAGAACAGCUCAAUAGACAAGAACAGCUCAAUAG